AUGGCUCUUUACCUCUGCGUAGAUUGCGGAGGCUCGAAGACUGCCGCUGCGAUUGCCAACGAGUCGGGCGAGAUUAUAGGCCGUGCCUUUGGCGGACCGUCGAACUUCGCAUAUCUCGGCAUCGAAGCUUUCUCUUCGUCUGUCGCAACAGCCGUCGGAAAUGCUCUGAAGUCUUGUACAUCGCCGCCCUCACAGGAACCUGUAUCCUUACCACCAACGAGUGUCACCUUUGCUGCCGCAUGGUUUGGAAUAUCGGGAGUGGAUUCGCCAGCUGCUGUCGCGGCUAUCACACCUGCUAUAUCGAAAUUGCUAGGGAUACCCGCAGGACCGCGAUUGGUGGUCGCGAACGACACCCAUCUCUUAGCCGCACCAGUUCGCCUCCAUCCGGAGGUUUCCUGCGCUGUCGCCGUGAUUGGUGGCACCGGAUCCAUCAGCGUCAGUUUCAAGGAAACUAAUGGUGUAUUGGAGGAGCUUGGGCGUAUCGGGGGCUGGGGGUGGAUCCUUGGCGACGAGGGCGGGGGGUUUCAUGUCGGACGUGAGGCUAUCCGCCAACUCCUCAUGGAACACGAUAAAGCCUCUGUUACGGGCAAGCCACCGCCAGACAGCUCCUUGCGAACGCGCAUCAUGUCUCAUUUCUCCAUAACCGACUUCAUGGAGAUCCUUACGUUGAUCCAUCUCCCUGAACGCACCCCCUCUGCGCCCUCUGAUGCAGAUACAUCCCCACAUGUCUCGAUUCCGCGAGAGAAACGGCUAUCGUCGUUGUCGCCCAUGGUCUUCGACGCUGCAUUCGAAGACAAGGAUCCACUGGCAAUCAGUGUGCUUCGGAUUUGCUCAGACAUCCUAGCAAACGAGGUCGCCGUCUUGCUUUACGAAGAGAAGAACCCUCAGCCCCGCGCAGUGAAGGCGUCGGAAAGCAUCAUCUCGUUCGGAGGAUCUGUGUCGUACAUGUUACGUAUGGAUUUAUUUGGUGUAUGGAAGGUUGUGGGCGUCAUGAUUCUGGUCUAG
This is a messenger RNA of Pleurotus ostreatus (oyster mushroom), 1005 nucleotides long. RefSeq lists its product as uncharacterized. Lineage: Eukaryota; Fungi; Basidiomycota; Agaricomycetes; Agaricales; Pleurotaceae. The coding region runs from base 1 to 1005 and encodes 334 amino acids. The transcript has 3 exons. The record is from RefSeq and is a predicted model, not a curated record.